Molecule: messenger RNA, 4545 nt
Organism: Nymphalis io (European peacock)
Lineage: Eukaryota; Metazoa; Arthropoda; Insecta; Lepidoptera; Nymphalidae
Gene: Syt4
Product: synaptotagmin-4
Exons: 10
Coding region: 131-1429 (432 amino acids)
Biological process (GO): cellular response to calcium ion; vesicle fusion; regulation of calcium ion-dependent exocytosis
Cellular component (GO): membrane; axon; synapse
Molecular function (GO): clathrin binding; calcium ion binding; SNARE binding
Source: RefSeq, a predicted model, not a curated record
CAGACAACAGCCUGUUGGGUUAAACAUAUUUUUGCGUGUUAAUAUUAAAAUACACGGUUUCCUGAGUUCUCGUUGUAUCUAAAGCUACAAGGUGUCGUUGUCAACUAACGUCCUUCAAAAGGCACUCACGAUGAAUAUCCUGACACCCCAAGACGGACCAGAUAUUUCACCCAUUGAUUCCGCAGGUGAAUGGCACAGUGCGACUUUUUGGGUGCUGGUUGUUGGUGCGUCAGCCCUGGUCGCGGCGGCACUAGCUAUCUUCGCUUGUUGGAUUACACGGCGUCGUUCCACGCUCGCUCAUAAGCUUGGGGGAAAACGAGGCCCGGACAAGGCGCUAGUAUUCCAGCCCCCACGCCGUGCCACCGCUGUGCGAUCCCCGGGAUCUGCCACGCACUACCUGCGCAAAUCUCCAUCGCCUACUGCCGCCGCACCACCGCCUACUGCGUCACCACCGCAGCCUCAACCCCCGACUAACCCGCCAUCCGGUGGCAACAGUCCGCAUACCCCGACAGCUCCCGAGCCCGCACCGUUGAGCAAGGAGCUUGCUGAUGCCAACGCCACUGAGAAACCCAAGCCAAUUGAACCUGAAACGAAUGACGGCAAGCUUGGCGACCUGCACUUUAAACUGCGAUAUGAAAAUGAGAAGAGCGCUCUUGUUGUGUCAGUGGUCUCCUGCCAGGGCUUGCCUGGUCGCGAGCCAGCUGGACCAGACCCCUAUGUUAAGCUGCAGCUUUUACCGGACAAACAGCAUAAAGUAAAGACAAGAGUUGUACGGAAGACACGUUGCCCGGUGUACGACGAAGACUUCACUUUCUACGGCAUCGCUCCCCACCAGCUCGCUGCAAUUACUCUGCAUUUCGUUGUCUUGAGCUUUGACAGAUAUUCCCGCGAUGAGAUAAUCGGUGAAGUGGUGUCGCCUCUGUCCACUCUGCAGCUGCACAGUGGCGAAGCUACCGCCCUUUGCCGCGAGAUACAACCACGGAGCUUAAAGAUGCGCAGCGUGGGUCGCGGGGAGGUACUGGUGUCGCUGUGCUGGCAGCCUGCAGCCGCGCGACUCACUGUCGUGCUGCUCAAGGCCCGCAAUCUGCCCAAGAUGGAUGUUACUGGACUUGCUGAUCCAUACGUCAAGAUGUACCUGCUAUAUAACGGACAGCGCAUCGCCAAGAAGAAGACGCACGUGAAGAAGCGUACUCUGAAUCCGGUGUUCAACGAGUCGUUCGUGUUUGAAGUGCCGGCAGCUCCUAACGCCACGCUCGACCACGUCUCCCUCGAGCUGCUCGUACUCGAUUGGGACCGCGUUACCAAGAACGAGGUGAUCGGUCGGCUGGAGCUGGGCGCGGAGGGCGCGGGCAGCGCGCGGCACCACUGGCGCGAGGUGCAGGCCGCGCCGCGCCGCCAGAUCGCCGACUGGCACAAGCUCAAGGAGUGAGCUCACACCGACCCUCCCCACGCACACUUACCCGCAUUUUCAUUCACACUACCGCAAACCCCCUAUUCCAAGUCAUUUUUCUAUCUUUUAACACAAGUCCACAAUGCUUAAACGUUGAACAUCAUGAGUAAAUAAUGUCCAAUGUAUCACCUGUGAGUCUCCACCGCCUGAUAUGAUUCACGCCUGAUAUGUGCGCAUAUGUUCUAGAAAUAUCAACCGAACUUAGAUUGAAUCUCAAUAGAAUACCAUGUUUUUAACAUCCUUAGUUUGUACAUCUCUGUCUCAUAGUGAGACUAAACGGUUUGGAUUCUUUAUACUACUUCCACGGUUAUACCACUAUACGUAAUAGUAAUUUCAUAAAAUUUUCUAUCGCAAUUUGUUUUACAAUACCUACACUUUUUGGUGAAAGAAAAUGUUAAAAUAGAUAAAUUUUAACCAGAUACAAAAGUUAAAUAUAUUAUAUAACUAUAGACAGUGACAAUAACGAAACUUGUUGAAAAAUGCGUUUUGUGCAAUUUAUGUUUUAAUUGUAUACAGACAAAAAAUAUAGAGUAUUAACACAAAAAAAACUCAGACAAAAAUCUUUUUUUAAUUUUUAGUAAAAUGAAUACAUAGUAAACUACAUAUUACAAAAUUAUUCAUAUAUCAAAUAAUUACCGAAUUGAAAUUAACGAAUUUUAAGUCUUGAUCGUUAAAAUUUUUUAAUGGGCCAAAUCAUUUGAAUAUGCGCCAUAGCACAUAGUAAUCAAAUAAUUGUGUAUAACGUUUUAUUAAUAAGCGUGCGAUGUCAUUUUUUUAGAAAAGAUAACAAAUUAAACGUUUCGUCAUUAUUAUUCUACCGCUAAACAGCCAUAUUUUGCAUUGCUGUGUAAUUCUUUACAUUAGUUGCCAUGGCGGUAUAAAAUGAUAAUUAAAAAUACUUCUCCCUAUAAGCGCACUCCCUGUCCGUAUAAGCGCAUCUGAUCACUUAAUACCAUUGAAUAAUCCAUUUGCCGUAUAAAUCGGAUGGUGAAAAAGCUUCUACUUAUUGUGUACUAAAACAAAACCGUUGUUGUUUUGGAAGAGAAAUGGAGUACGUUCGAAUUUCAACCUCACUCUCUCUCACGCGGGUGGGCUAGUUAUUUAUAAGUAUGUUUUUAUGUUUGGAUACGUGUUUAUAAGUUAUAAGCUCUUAAUACCUACAUUUUAUUUAAGCGUUAAUUGAAAAAAAGGUAAGAUUCGCUCAUUUAUUAAUAACGAUUAUAUUUAUUCGAUACAAAGGUAUUUUUGAAUAGAAUUUAAUCCUCAAACGGGUAAGUGGGAUAUUAGCCAAAAUCCAAAAGCAGGUGAACUUUUCUUUAGAUAUAUCGAGAAAAAGAUAAUUAAAAGUAGUGAUAUUUUGUAUUAGAUAGAUAAAUUUAUUUCAUCAUCAAGUAAAUAUAAUAUUUUUGUCUCGUGUAUCCCAAAUAUUUAUUGUUUUUAAAACGCACACUUCUGUAUGUCUUGUAGGUAAUGUCUCAAAAGAUUACGUAUUUAUAAAGUGUCAUGUUUAGAUUUUCUUCAAUAUUUUUCUAUUACGCACAUCGAAACUUUGUUUAUUUUUUAAUAUGUAUAAUAAAAUAUUCAUAUAUUAACAUAUUUACAACUUUGAACGGUUGAAUGAUGCAAAUCGUUACCUUUUCAAAGUGGAAAAAUAAUUCCAUAAUAGACGAUGCUAAUUAUUAUAUUACUAUUAAAAAUAAUACAGAAGAUGUAAUUCUACAUAAUUUUAUAAAAGCAAUUAAAUGUUUAAUUUUAUUCUGUUUAAGUUAUGGAUUUGCGUAAUAGAUAAAUACUAUUAUAUAGAAGUUAGAGAAGAAAAACCGCUCUUUUUCUACUUAAUAAAAUACUUAACAUAUCUAACUGAUAAGACAAUUAUAAUUGUCACAUUACGAUCAACAACCCGUAUAUAUUUAAUCUGUGCACGUUUUAUUUUAUAUAAAAAAAAUUGUAUAUUUUAUUUAAACAAAGCUUUGUUAAUAAGACAUAGAUAGGUAUUUAAGUUAAAAGUGGAUAACCGGAAAGUGUAAACAUUUAUUCUUGAUUAUUAAAAUGAACACAUAAAUAACUUAAUUAUUGAUAAUAAUCGAUAAGGCAUCGACGUAAUUGAUUGAAAAAAUCUAUGUGUCUAUAAGGUAGUAUCAUCUAAAAUUAUAAUUAGUAUAUUCCGUCAAGGAUAUUUUGGCGUGCGGGAAAAAUCGGAAUUAAUAUUGACAUCUUAUCAAAUUUUAUAUUUCGAAUAAUAUAAAUGACUGCAAAUAAUCUGAGUGGCUGCAGCAAAUAUACAAAACUCGAUAAUAAGCAUUGAUGUAUUGCCUAAAAGUAGGGAAAAUUUAUUAACUGGUAACCCUUAAGCUUCAAUUACGCCCUGUCACAAUAUCCUUGUCGCACUAUAAGCAACGUCUCACCAGAGAAAUAUAUUAGGUAUUAUUAAAAUGACACUUUUUUUAAAUCGUGUUUUUGUUGCUUAAAAUGUAAUAAAAUAUUAAAAGUUAUUCGAGGCACUUUUGCGUUGAUAUAAAUUGAAUACACCCGGAUUAUGAAAUGAUAUUGACAUAAUUUGCCUAAUUUAUAUUAUUUUGUAAAAAUAUCGCUGUAAUUAAUAUGCAUAUUAAAAUGAAUAAGAAAAAUUAUUAUUACUAAUGCUAUUAGAUAAACCGCGGUCUUACUCUCGUGGAAUAGCAUGAUCUUUGACAUGUAAUACUCAUAUGAUAAAUUUAAAAAAAAAAAUAUAUUUAUCGAUAUGAUAGAUGAAAAAAAAAAUCUAUUUUAUACUAAAUAUUACAUACGUAGAUUAUAACAUGUAACGGCUCAUUUGACGAAGCUUGAAGCUUGUAGUCAUCUGUACCUAAUAGACGCUAAUCCUGUAACAGCUCUUCGUAUUUGGUUCUCUUUUCAAAUAAAAACUUUUUGUACUUUAGAAGUAAAUAUAUAUUUCACGAAUUUCACUUAUGAUUAUUUACAGUCUAAUAAAAAUAUUUAUAUAUUUUUAACGUAUAUUACUCUGAUUUAAUUAAUUAUAAUUAUUUUUUUAAUAUAAAUCACAGAAAAAACAUUUAAAAUAGAUAUAAACAGCUUCUUUAAUUAUAUUAAAUAUG